Molecule: messenger RNA, 758 nt
Organism: Uloborus diversus
Lineage: Eukaryota; Metazoa; Arthropoda; Arachnida; Araneae; Uloboridae
Gene: RpL11
Product: 60S ribosomal protein L11
Exons: 5
Coding region: 75-671 (198 amino acids)
Biological process (GO): translation
Cellular component (GO): cytosolic large ribosomal subunit; ribosome
Molecular function (GO): RNA binding; structural constituent of ribosome
Source: RefSeq, a predicted model, not a curated record
UUGGCAACGAUCUCACUCGCAUAUCUGAAAACGUGCAAGCAGUGGCUUGUCGGGAAGGGCGAAAUACAGUCAACAUGGUGAAAAAAGGAACGAGAAAUUUGAAAGUCCCCAAGCCUAAAAGCCUUAAACAUGGAGGCAAAGACAAAGAAAAGAAUCCUAUGCGAGAAGUCAGAAUUCGAAAACUAUGCUUAAAUAUCUGUGUUGGUGAAUCGGGCGAUAGACUGACAAGAGCUGCAAAAGUGCUUGAACAGUUAACAGGUCAACAACCAGUCUUCUCCAAAGCCAGAUACACAGUGAGAUCUUUUGGUAUCAGAAGAAAUGAAAAGAUUGCUGUUCAUUGCACUGUAAGAGGUCCAAAAGCUGAAGAAAUUUUAGAAAAAGGAUUGAAGGUCAGAGAAUAUGAAUUGAAACGUGAAAAUUUCUCAGACACCGGAAACUUCGGCUUUGGUAUCCAAGAACAUAUAGAUUUAGGUAUCAAAUAUGAUCCUACUAUUGGUAUUUAUGGCUUGGAUUUCUAUGUUGUCUUAGGAAGACCUGGAUUCAAUGUAGCUUAUAGAAGGAGGAGGAAGGGAACAGUUGGAGCAAAGCACAGAUUGUGUAAAGAGGAAGCUAUGAAAUGGUUUCAGCAGAAGUAUGACGGUAUCAUCCUUCCAAGCAAGAGUGGCAAAUAAAGUGGAAUUUGCAAAUAAAAGAACUGUACUCUUUGUUAAUGUGAUCAUUCAUUUGUUUUACAUAAUACAUUAAACAUAGCAUGUUUA